Molecule: messenger RNA, 1073 nt
Organism: Helianthus annuus (common sunflower)
Lineage: Eukaryota; Viridiplantae; Streptophyta; Magnoliopsida; Asterales; Asteraceae
Product: ethylene-responsive transcription factor ERF039
Exons: 1
Coding region: 162-896 (244 amino acids)
Biological process (GO): regulation of DNA-templated transcription
Molecular function (GO): DNA binding; DNA-binding transcription factor activity
Source: RefSeq, a predicted model, not a curated record
AUGCUAUAUGUAGGCCUACUAACUUCCUUAUUUAAACCAAUUUCAUCAUUUUAUGCUUGAAUCAAAUUCAAAUCCACUCACUUCUACUCUAUGUUCCACCAUUUAACAACAUUCUCUUGUAGCUGGCAACCACAAGUAGCAUAGAACAAGAACAAACUAACAUGGACAAUGGUGGUGAAGUAAACCCCCUAUCAUCUUCCUCCACUACCACUACCACUACCACUACCACCGCUGUCGCGACCACUACUACCCAUCGAAAAGGCUCAAAGAGACCCCACGAACGAAACAUUGACAAUGCGCCGAAAAAACAUCAUGAAAACAAAGGUGGCGGCUAUGGUAACGGUGAACACCAUCCAACUUACCGCGGUGUAAGAAAGAGAAGUUGGGGCAAAUGGGUGUCAGAAAUUCGCGAGCCUAGGAAGAAAUCAAGGAUAUGGCUAGGAACAUUCCCAACCGCCGAGAUGGCAGCUCGAGCGCAUGACGUGGCCGCAAUCGCGAUAAAAGGGCGUUCCGCUUUCCUCAAUUUUCCGGACAUGGUACAUCUACUUCCACAGCCAGCCACUUCAUCACCCAAAGACAUACAAGAAGCGGCCGCCAAAGCAGCCGCCUCAUGUGAUAGUAUUGGAUCCAAACCCGAACAUGAACCUGAACCUGAACCCGAACCCGAACCGCCUAGCCAGGAAAUGCUUUCUCCCUCAAAUUCAUCAAACACUUUAUCAUCAUUAGAUAACACUCAAGAAUCAUUGGCAUCACAAUCAACAGAAGAUGAUGAUACAUUCUUUCACUUGCCAGAUCUUUCAUUGGAUAAUGAUGACGUGGCAUAUUAUCCUUCAUCAUGGCAGCUAGUGGAUACUGCAGCCUUUCUGCUUGAAGUUGAAGAGCCAUUUAUUUGGUAAACAUAUCAACAAAAUGGUAAAAAAUGAAUUAAUUUUGUAAAAAAAUGUCAUUAACAGGGUCAGUUAAUAUAUAAGACGACAUGAUCCAUUAGCAAAAUUUUAUUAACAAACUGUAAUGCUCGUUUUCUUUAACUUUGUGUUGGUGAAAUACAAAAUUACUUCACCAAAUUUGUGUGA